Messenger RNA from Cicer arietinum (chickpea), 384 nucleotides. Lineage: Eukaryota; Viridiplantae; Streptophyta; Magnoliopsida; Fabales; Fabaceae. The record is from RefSeq and is a predicted model, not a curated record.
AUGGCUGCAAGGGCAUUUCUUUUAUUUUUGGUGGGUUGCACCUUGUUCAGCGACAAGAGUGCCUUCGCAGUGAGUGUUGCCUACCUUGAAUGUUUCAGAGACCUCAACUCAUGCGGGGGAUAUGCAUGGGGUGCUGCUGCGCUUGCUUACCUAUACGACAAUCUUCGAGAAGCGAGUAUGCAUCAGACUAGAACAGUGUGGGUGUAUGAGCAUUUUCCAGCAUUAUGUUCGAAUUGUUGUAGACUAUCUCAGAUUUAUGAUGAGGACUAUCCGAGAGCACUUAGAUGGAAGUUAAAACGGGAUAAAGGUUUGGUUAUUCCAUUUAGGAAAGCACUGGACGAGAUAAAAGUUUCACAUAUAACUAUGAAGGUUUACUCGAUGUAA